AUAGUUGUCUUGACGUCAUGCGAGGAUGAUUAUUUGUCGAUUGUGAUUUGAUCAUAUAGUGGUGUUUUUAGUGGACGCAUAUUGAUGUAUUUAGUGAAAUAGUAAAAAUGGAAACUGAAAGGAUGAUAGAAGAUACAAUACCACCACAGGUGACGUCGUUGACAUGCCUGGACACGGGCGUACGGCCUGCUCCGAGCAGUGCGGCUUACGCGGCAGAAAGAGACGCCUGCCUAAACUACUUCUCCAGAUGGAACGAGACAGACCAGGUCGAGUUCGUGGAACAAUUGUUGGCGCGUAUGUGCCACUAUCAGCACGGCCACAUAAAUGCGUAUUUGAAGCCGAUGCUGCAGAGGGAUUUCAUUAGUAUGCUCCCGAAGAAAGGUCUCGAUCACGUAGCCGAAAAUAUUCUGUCAUACUUGGACGCCGGCUCUUUGUGCGCUGCCGAACUGGUGUGCCGCGAGUGGCAACGCGUCAUAUCAGAGGGGAUGCUGUGGAAGAAACUGGUCGAGAGGAAGGUCAGGACAGACUCGCUGUGGAGGGGAUUAGCCGAGAGGAGGGGAUGGAUUCAGUACCUAUUCAAGCCGAAGCCGGGCUGCCAGCAUCCGUCUCACUCGUUUUACCGACAGCUGUACCCGAAGAUCAUCCAGGAUAUCCGCUCCAUCGAGGACAACUGGCGGAUGGGCAGGCAUAACUUGCAGAGGAUAAACUGUAGAUCUGAAAAUUCAAAAGGCGUAUACUGCUUGCAGUAUGAUGAUAACAAAAUUGUAUCUGGACUGAGGGACAACACCAUUAAAAUAUGGGAUAGGAAAACUUUACAAUGCAUUAAAGAACUACAAGGGCACACCGGUUCAGUAUUAUGUUUGCAAUACGACGAGCGAGCUAUAAUAUCUGGCUCAUCUGACAGCACCGUCAGAGUGUGGGACGUAACCACUGGAGCUAUGUUGAACACACUCAUACAUCACUGUGAAGCGGUACUCCAUCUAAGAUUCUGCAAUGGAAUGAUGGUCACAUGUAGCAAGGAUCGCUCGAUAGCAGUAUGGGACAUGACGUCUACUACAGAAAUCAAUUUAAGGAGAGUACUAGUGGGCCACCGGGCUGCCGUCAACGUUGUCGACUUCGACGAGAAAUACAUAGUCAGCGCGAGCGGAGACAGGACUAUAAAAGUAUGGAACACGUCCUCGUGCGAGUUCGUUCGCACGUUAAACGGUCACAAGCGCGGUAUAGCGUGUCUACAGUACAGAGACAGACUGGUGGUGUCAGGUUCAUCAGAUAACACGAUCAGACUGUGGGACAUCGAGUGCGGACAGUGUAUAAGGGUGCUGGAGGGGCACGAGGAACUAGUCAGAUGUAUACGAUUUGACAAUAAGAGGAUAGUUAGUGGCGCUUAUGACGGCAAAAUAAAGGUAUGGGAUCUGCCCGCGGCACUAGACGUACGUACGCCACAUCAAGAGCUAUGCCUCAGAACACUAGUGGAGCACACUGGCCGCGUGUUCCGGUUGCAGUUCGAUGAGUUCCAGAUAGUGUCGUCGUCGCAUGACGACACUAUACUGGUGUGGGACUUCCUCAACUACGGGGGCACGUCCCCCGCUGCCCCCACCGCCCCCGUGGCCGCUGCCCCCGCACCUCACGCGCCCCCCGCGCGGCCCCGCACUCCCGACCACGACAGGGACCUAUACGACUAGGUCUACCAGAAGAUACGCAAUGAUGCUUCAUUGUACAGUAUUGGGGAGAGAUGACCGCACUCCAUGGACACAAUUGAGUGUUUAAUAAGUGAUGUCAAGUGACUGUGUUACCAUAUAUUAAAACCUACUGACCCCUCCCCUUAAUUGGGGUAGUGAUCGAGAUCUCACAACACUGAACUUUUUGAAACUAUUGAAGUGAGUAUAGAUAAAAUAAUGGCUGCUAAUACAUAUAAUAAUGUUACCAGCAAUAUAUGUUAAUUUGGUAUUAUUUACAAUGCCGAAAGAACUCGAGCAAUGUAUGAAAUAAACUAUUUUAUACUAUGCCAACAUAUAGCAGCCAAUUUAUAAUAUUACUUUUAUAUUGUUACUUACAAAAAAUUAUAAUAUUACAUAGAAGAAACAGUAAGAUUUGAAAACUACGAUUGUACUGAAACAACCUUUGUUGGUAAAUAUAG
This is a messenger RNA of Diatraea saccharalis (sugarcane borer), 2137 nucleotides long. The record is from the annotation of a GenBank genome assembly. NCBI's taxonomy places the organism in Eukaryota, Metazoa, Arthropoda, Insecta, Lepidoptera, Crambidae.